CACUUGUUAAACGAGUUUGCUUUUAAUUGCUUUCUGCCAUCACACCAGCCCUUAAAACCCCAAGUAUCAUUGUGGUUAGUCCAUUUACCUGAGAACCUCUGAUCAGGACAAAAGGAGUGCAGAAGUUCCUUUACCACUGUUAACAUCGACAGCCCUUACAUCAGCACACUAUGUAUAGACCCGUCGCACCUUCCCGCACAUCUCUGCCGCUGUGGAUGAUCGCCCUCAUUGUGUUUGGAGUAUUGGCAGUUCUGGGAAUAACUAUUGGUCUCCUGGUUCAUUUUCUGGCAGUAGAAAACACGACCUACUAUUACAUGGGUAGUUUUAAUGUGCUGGAUAUUCCAUAUAAUAGAAAUUAUGAAAGGGAGACAUCACCAGAAAAUAACUAUCUUAGCAAAAUUCUUGAGACUAAGAUGACUGAUGCAUUUCAGAGUUCUAGCAUUUAUAGACAAUAUAUCAAUUCCCAAGUCAUCACACUAGUUCCUAAUGACAACAGUGUGACAGCACAUAUAUGGCUGGUAUUCAAGGCUCGUAGAUCAGUGAAAGAAGACACAAGAAGAAGAAUUGAAAAUAUCUUACGUCAAAUGCUGAGGAACCACUCAGGAUCCUUGACUACAGAUCCUGAUUCUCUCAGACUCCAUGAAAUCAGUAAGGUUCAUGCUGAAAAGAUUAUCAACAACCGCUGUGGGAGGCGACCAAGGAUGUCAGCCACCUAUGACAGAAUCAAGGGGGGUUCCACUGCUCAGGAAGGAGAGUGGCCGUGGCAAGCAAGUCUCAAAAAGAAUGGCCGACACUACUGUGGGGCAUCUUUGAUCAGUGAAAGAUACCUGGUGACUGCAGCUCACUGCUUUCAAAAGACAAAAGAUCCAAGAAACUAUACUGUCAGCUUUGGCACCAAAGUAAGCCCCCCCUAUAUGCAACAUUAUAUUCAACAAAUUAUUAUUCAUGAAGACUACGUCAGGGGUGAACAUCAUGAUGAUAUUGCAGUUAUAAUGCUUACUGAAAAAGUUUUAUUUAAGAAGGAUGUACAUCCAGUUUGUCUUCCUGAAGCCACACAGAUUUUUCCACCAGGUGAAGGUGUUGUCGUUACAGGAUGGGGAGCACUUGCACACAAUGGUGAAUACCCACUGCUACUUCAGAAAGCACCUGUGAAGAUUAUUGAUACGAACACCUGCAAUGCUGAAGAAGCAUAUAAUGGUAUGGUCAAAGACACAAUGCUAUGUGCUGGGUACCUAGAAGGAAAUAUCGAUGCCUGCCAGGGUGACUCUGGAGGACCACUAGUUCAUCCCAAUUCUCGAAAUAUUUGGUACCUUGUUGGCAUAGUGAGCUGGGGAGAAGAAUGUGGUGAAGUCAAUAAGCCGGGCGUCUAUAUACGAGUGACCUCCUUCCGCCACUGGAUUGCCUCUAAGACUGGUGUCUAAGAGAAGAGGACCUUGUAGCCACUGUCUUCUGUCAUUUUGGCCUGUUACUCUAAGCAUUUUAAAUCAGUGUGUACAAUGUCUGUUUUGAGAGAUUUUUGGUCAUGUGGGAAUAUUUAUGAGCCUUGAUUUUAAGCUGACACUGAAAGGCAAAACAAGAAAUCUCAAGUUUAGCUGAGAAAAAGUCUAAGAAAGUGUUCCCAUAAAAAAUGUGCAAUUACUAUCUGUCUUCUAUUUCAUGCACCCACACCAUGGUUAUCUCAGCACAGCAUAAAGUUCUUGGUUUCUGGUCAUCCAGACUUUCUAGAAUCAUGAAAGUAUGGCCUUGUUCGUUGUGAGUUAGCAAGCAGCACAGAGAGACUAGAACCAAUACCUUCUGAGGACUGGGCUGGGAACACGCUGUAUCGGCCCACAUUUCAUGGAUUUUAUGGCAAGGAUAGAGUUGUGAACUAAAUCUGAUCUGAAUUUAGGCACUGACUUAGAGUCUUCUACUUGUAGUAGCAUCUUGCUAACUCUUGUAAUCGCUGUGAAAGAAUUUCACUGUCAGCAAAAUGAGACAAGACAACACCUCUUUUAUUUACAGACACCAGACACACUAAUUCUGCAGUGUUGAUACAGAUUUCUACAGACAUUCUUCAUUUGUGACAUACAUUAAAAAAUAUCUAUGAACUAGGAAAAUGUAUUUUA
Phacochoerus africanus (Common warthog) is the source of this 2105-nucleotide messenger RNA. RefSeq names its product transmembrane protease serine 11B-like protein. Lineage: Eukaryota; Metazoa; Chordata; Mammalia; Artiodactyla; Suidae. The record is from RefSeq and is a predicted model, not a curated record. Gene Ontology annotation, molecular function: serine-type endopeptidase activity. Gene Ontology annotation, cellular component: plasma membrane; extracellular region. Gene Ontology annotation, biological process: proteolysis.